Messenger RNA from Tetrahymena thermophila SB210, 5658 nucleotides. Its product is annotated as transmembrane protein, putative. NCBI's taxonomy places the organism in Eukaryota, Ciliophora, Oligohymenophorea, Hymenostomatida, Tetrahymenidae. The transcript is spliced from 9 exons. The record is from RefSeq and is a predicted model, not a curated record.
AUGAGAUACAAAUAAGGUGUAAUUUUAUUAUUACUUCUUAUUGCUAUUACAAGCACACGUUCAGAUGAUUAAAGUCCUGAUAACAUUAGGACUGAGCAGAUAAAAAUAGGAAAGUAAAUAGAUGACAUUUUAUCUGAGAACUAGCUCGCAGCUUAUUAUAAAUUAGAGCUGGAAAAGAUACAUUCAAAUUAGGAUCUAGUUGUUGUUGUAAAAGGAAAAACUCCUUUUGAUGAUCCUGAAGUUAGAUUAGCAUAUGCCGUAUAGGAUUUUGUGAAUGAAUAACCUGAAAGCAAAGUAUACACUUGUUAAAAUGUUGGAAGAGAAAUCUGUAUUAUCCCAGGAGAAGAUUUAAUAGAAAAAAAGAAGUCUUAAGAACAAAUAAAGGUCUACAUAGAAGUAACUUAGAGAAGUGGUGAAAACUGCCAUUAUGUAAUUGAAGUAGAAUAUGAGGAAAAGCUUGUCUAUCAAUUUGGUAAAGAAUAUACAAUCUAGCUUAAGUAAGAUAUGUAUAAGUAGAUAGCGCUUAAAUUUGAUAAUAUUGAAACUUCAGAACUAAGUAAUAUAUUUGCUUCAAUCAUCCCUCUUGAGCAAGGUCUAAUAAAUGAUAAAAUAGAAUUCAGCGCUAAAUAAGGCUCUAUAGUGAUUAAUGGUAUUUCUAUUUGGGAAAACGGACUAGGGUUAGCUAUUAGAAAUUAAAAAUUUACAAAAGAUUCUGAAAUCUAAUUUACAAUUUAUUCUUCUAGUCAGCAGUCAUUCUUAUUUUAAACAACUUCAACAAAAGCAAGUAUUUCGUUGGAGCUUUAAGAAAUAAGUAAGGGAUAUCUUUUUUAAGAAGAAGUAGCUACUUAUAAAAUCGAUUUAAAUAAAGCUAAGUAAAAAAAUCAUGAAAAUUUUGAUUUAAUAUUGAAUAUUCACCCUUACUUUGGGAGAGCUACUAUUCAAGUUUUCACCAAGGAUAGAUAUUAAGAAAAGGCAGAUCCGAACUGGACAUUUGAAGCUUGGGGUAGUGAACAAAUAGUUUUAAAAGCUUAGGAUAGAUUAAAAUACACCAAGCAGGAUGAUUUCUAUUAUAUAAAAGUCAUAGCAAAAACUGAAUUAACAUAUUCCUUAAAAGCCUAUUUAUUUGACAAAGAUUAGCUAACCAUUGAAUUCCACGAUAGUGUGGUAGGUUUAAAUUCUAAAGAUGAGCUGACCAAUUACUUGUUAAAAAUAGUGUCUGUUGAUGUAAUUUAGGUAAGAGUUAUGUUAUUCAAUAUUGCUGGUGAUAAUGAUAUUUUCAUUAAGAAAUGUGAAACUUAGAAAAAUGUUAUUUGCAAAGUUACUGAAAAAGAAAUUAAAGAUUAUGAAAAAAGCGAAAAUAAAGAUAACAAAAAUAUUUUUAUUGCUGUGAAAGUUGGUGAUUCUAAGAGAGAAUUUAUUACAUUCACUCAUAAAAGCGCGUGUGAAGAUAAAACUUCUUGCAAAUAUGUGAUUGCUUUAAAAGGAACUACAGAUAGUGAAAAUAAAUAUGCUUUAAGAGUAGGUAACGAUGCCUAGCAUGUUCUCUUGCAAAAUAAUAUCCCUUUUAAAGACUAAAUAGCAAAAUUUGAUAUUAACUUUUAUAAAUUUGUUUCUCCAGCAGUAGGAACAAUUGAAUAAAUAGACUUUAUUAUAACACCUUUUUUAGGAUCAGCUAUGGCUCGUGCUUCUACAUUAAGCUAAUAUCCUAGGAUGCAUGAUUUCGAAAAGUAAAGUAAUGAAUAAAAAGUAAUUACUUAUACAAAAAAAGACUAUAAUUUAUCAGAGAAAACAUUCUACUUAAGUGUCUUUGGAGAGACAGACGCAAUUUUUACUAUAACUCCUCACAUCACAUUUGAUAAAAAUGAAAAUUUUGACUAGGAACCUGGAAUACUUAUUGUUGAUGGUAUUAAAUAAGUUAUAGUAUUUAGCUAAAAAUAGCCUAAGAAAUACUUCUACUUAAAAGUUCCUGUUGAUAGCAACAACAAAGUUCCAAAGUUAUCAUUAAACCUAUUAACUACUUAAGGAGCAUAUUAUAGAGUUUAUCUAGAUUCAAGCUAAAAGAUCAUUCAAGAAACUCCUGAAAAUGCUAGAUUUAAAAAUUAGGAAGUUGACACUUAAAUAACUAUAUAAGAUGGUACUCUUGAAGGAGAAAUGCUUUUAUUUGGCAUGAUUUAAUCUCUCCAUCAAAACAAAGAUGAAAAUGAGUUAAAUAGUCUAAUUUUAUAUUAUCACACAGACUUUGUAGCAUUUUAAUUUGAAUUGAAUUUGUCUCAUGUUCAUUUAUUCCAUAAAAAGAAAACUUAAUACUUUUCAUUUUAAAUAAAAAAAAACACUAAAUAUUAUAUUUCAGUUAUCACUAAUGCUAAGGAAUAAUACAAUCUAGAUUUUUAUCUUUCUCUUGAUAAUAGAAUAACCAAGCCUAAUAAUUAGCAUAACACUGCUAAAUUCAAAGCCUUUGAAGGAUUUGUUAUUGAUUAAGAUUUAUUGGAUAGGUAUUGUCCUUUUCUCAAUUAAGAAAUAAAAGAAGAUUAAUAGUCAUGCAAUGUUGCUCUAGCUGGUUAUGCUUACACAGAUGUUCUUGCUACUAUUACUAUAUCUAAUGAUGGAUCAAUCUUCUAACUAUUUGAAGGUAUUAACUUCAGAACUGCUCUGCCUCUUCCUAAUGAAUUCAGCUAUUUCUUCCAUGAUAUAAUGCCUGGUGUAGAACAUACUAAAAUAGAAGUAACAUCAAGCUCUUCACAUUUGCAAAUUUAUGCUCGUAUUUAUGUGAUAAUUAAAGAUACAUAAGAUUUAAUACUGAAAAAAUAGAAUUUCCCUACUAGUUAAAGAUCAGAGUAUUAAUCUAAUUUGGAUAUAUUUAGCCAAUAAUCUGCAAUCAUCCAAAUUCAUUCAAAAGAUAAAGAAGGUUGCUAAAUGAAUACGUGCAAAGUGCUUAUAACAGUUGACAAUUUAGACAAAAAGGUGAAUGAAAAUAAAUAAGAAAACUAUAUGAAUUUACUUGUUACUAAUGAUAAAAGUGUUUUAGAAUUAGUAGAAGGAAAAGAUUUUCCAAUUUCAAACGAAGCUAAUCAAAUUAAUUACUUUAAAUAUUACGUUGGAUCAGAUAUUAAAAAUUUAAAAUUUGAAUUGCUUAUUAAUGAUAAUGAAUAAAAUAAUCAAGAAUAGUUUGGAUAUAACUAUAUCUUAGUUUCAAAUAGCACUCAAGGUCUUCCUACUUUUCAAACCAACAAAUAUUUAGAUAUUAUGAAUAAUAUGAUUGAUAUUAGACCUGAUGAUAAUUAAGUUUAUAUUAGCUAAGGUAUGUACUAUUUUGGUGUUAUGCUCAGCUAUAAUUACCAUAAUGUUUUUGCUAGAUUAACUUCUAACCAGAAUUAAAUAAUCAAUCUAAGUUUAGAUGGUAUUUAAAGGAUAAUAUCCCUACAAUCUUAAGAGGUAGCUUAUACAGUGUUUAGCUUACAUGAAGAAAACAAUAAAGCUUCCUUUGAAUUUUUUAUUCUCAACCCUAAUUCUGAAUACAAAAUAACUCUUUAUGCUGAUAAUCUAUAUCAAAGAAUUAACGGAAUAAGAGAGAUUGAAGAUAUUGUGAAGAGAAACUAAGUAGUAGGGUAAAUGAGCAAAGAUAUUCACAGAAUUUAAUUCUCUCACGAUAAAAAAAAUUAUCAUUACGUUGCUAAAAUAGAAAGCUAAAUAAGAUAGAAAAUUACCUUCUUGCUAAGAGCAGAGGAGACCAUUUAGGCUUUAUUAAACGGAUCUUAUUUUAAGGAUGUUAUUUAACCCAAGAAGAUGAGAAUAUUUGAUUUGUAAUCUGAAAAAUGUAUUGUAAAGCUAACUAUAUUUUCAGGUUAAAUUUAAAUUUCCCUAAUUAAUCCACAAGACAGGAAAGGUGCAGAUACUUCCAGUUGGCUUGAAAAAAAAGAAGUUAUUCAUCAGAUUACAUUUAGUAAAGAAUGGAAUAAUGUAUUAGAAAUACCUAUUUAAAAAAGUCAAAAUAGAACAUCAAAUGAUCUGCUAUUAAUUGAAAACUUAAAUGAGAAAAAUGAUGCUUUUUACUUUAUUGAAAAUAUUGAUAUUGAUUAUUACAAAAAGUUUGACCCUAAUCUUUUGCCAGGUCACCCUCGUUCUGGGUCUCUUAGACAAGGUGAUUCAGUAUCUUACAGCAUAUAAAAUCUUGGUUUAGUUAAAACAGUUUUUAAGCUGUCCAUAUUUUUCCCGUCAUUCCACUUUAGAGAAUAAUUUAAUUCAGAUAUAAACAUGCCUAAUGUUACACUUAGUGCUUUAAAGGCUAAUGCAGAGUUUAACAUAAUUGAUUAAAAGCGUACAUAAAGUUAAAUUUACUUUGAAUUUGAAAUAAAUCAAGGUACAUGCUAACUUAAUAUUACUAAGAUGAUUGAGGAUAAUAGUUUGAGUAACUUAGAUGAUGACUUUUAGAGUAUCUUAGAAUACGUAGUUAGUUUAGAUACAUAAGGAAUUAUGCAUGUAAUAGAUGAUGUGAAAUACUAUUAGACACAAUCAUCAAAAUUCGUAAAUACAUUCGAAUACUUCAGAGAGUGGGGAACACCUUUUAUAGUUGAAAUAUUUGACUGUGCUGGAGACACAACUUUGGCUUUAUCUGAAAGCUUAGCUGCUGUAAAAGAAUUUAGCUCUGACUUGGUUAUGCGUUAGAAAAAUUUCGGAAACUAUAAAUUUUACACAUUUUCAACUUUCGAUGCUUAAAAACAAGAAGAAGAAGAUUAUAACAACAACCCUGAGGAUGAUUUUAUAGCCAAAUCAAGUAUACUAUAUAUAGGUGCAAAACCUCGUUCAUUAGAUCCUAAAACAAAAAAAGCUGAGUACAUAAUAAGAGCUAUUUCUUUCCCUUCUGAUAAUCACUAAGCUUUUAUGCUACCAUUUGAUUCAUUUUACAUAAAAAAUGACUCGAUUUUAGUUGAAGAAAUAGGUGAAUAAUCAAAUAAAGGACUGAGAUUUUCAGCUUAAAAUAUCCGAUGUGAGUAGGGUUGCUUGUAAAUUCGUGCUAAAGUUAAUUAUGUAACUUAUGAGCUUUAUCUUGCAAGUUCACUGCAUUCUCUAUAAGAAUAUUCAGUUUGCCAUACAAAUUUAACCAAUUAUAAAGACUUAAAUUAAUAAUAUUUUACUUAAGCUGAGUCUAAUAACGGAUUUUUGUUGAUAAGAAAAGCUGUUAAAAGUUUAGGAUUAGCCGAAAAAGCUAAUUCUUAAGCAACUUUCAAUGUUACAAUAAGUGAAUUAACAAAUAAACCUACAGAACUUUACUACACAAUAGUUGCAACAGUAAACAUUAAAGAGUACGGGUCACAGAAAUCAUAAAAUGUUCCUAUAUUCUAUAAAAAAGAAAAACUUUCUAACGGCUGGUAUAAAAAUUGUGUAGAGUGCUAGAACAUGAAAAAAGAAAUUGAAAAAGAUGAAUAAGAAAAAGAAAAUAAGAAUUUAGAAGAAAAUAAUGAAGAAUCUUCUGAAUCAAACUUUUAUUCUAUAAGUCUUAUUUUUAUUUUUAUUUUACUUGGAAUAAUUGGUCUAUACUCUUUAUAUAGAAUAUUCGUUUAUUGUAAAAAUAAAGGUCACUACUCUCUCAAAAAUAUAUUCUCAAAUACUGCAAGUAGUUUUGAACUAAAUUAGUAUCAUCAGCAUGAUUCAUAUAACUGA